This is a messenger RNA of Dentiscutata heterogama, 1062 nucleotides long. The record is from the annotation of a GenBank genome assembly. Lineage: Eukaryota; Fungi; Glomeromycota; Glomeromycetes; Diversisporales; Gigasporaceae.
AUGGCACCAAAAACCUAUCCUAAACCCCAAUCCCUUCUUGCGGCUGCUUUAACCGCGAUUUCGGGAUCCACCGUCAUCCCGUAUGACGAAUAUAAACGUCAAAAGGAUAACCCUGAUACGAGCUUUCACGAAGUUGACAUUUAUCAAUCUCAUAUGCAGAUUGGUCCAAUCCCAGAAUCUAAUAUUGUAAAACCUCCAGAAAGUAAUUUUUUGAAAAUACCUAAUAAUGAUGUUAGAGAAAUUUUUAUUAAAACACCUUCUUCUAAAAAAAAAAUUAGUAUUAAUAUUCUACUUUCUUGCACUGUUAAAAGUUUAAAACAAUUAAUUUAUACACGAGAAGGUAUCCUUCCAUCUGUGCAAGAACUUAUAUUUAAUAAACAAAUAUUAAAGGAUGAACUCACAUUAUCACAAUACAAUAUUGAAGCUCAGUCGGUUAUUCAAAUGAAUAUUUUAUUACGUGAUGGUGGUAAAUCCGUAGGAUAUAUUAAUUUCGAACAUUUAGAUCCAGGAUAUGAUUAUGAUUUUACAAAUAUAACAGAUACACAAAAAUUUUAUCGUGGAAAUGAAGAAUAUACUAGACCAUGUGGAUGGAGACGAGUUAGUGUUAAUGUUUUAAAUAAAUACGAAUAUAAUAAUACUUGGUUAGGUGUUAAAGGUAGAAAGACAAUAAAUGAAUCUUUACCGAACGAAUGGCCCGUAUCGUUUCAUGCUACUGGUAGCAUUAAUGGUAAGUCGAUGGCAGAUAUGGGAUAUGAUGUCAUUAAAGGAAAGAAUAAAUUAAAAAAAAGAUUUUUGUGCUUUUGUUGUUGUAAAUUGAACAACAAAAAGAAAAUUCAACUUGAAUUUGAAAAUGGAGUUUAUACAACACCGAAUGUUAAAAUUGCAGAACAAUUUGCUACUAGAUUUAGUUAUGAAGGAGAAAAUUAUUUAGUAAUGUUUCAGAGUAGAGUUAAUCCUAAUACUUUGGUUAAAGCUGGUGAAUACUGGAUAUUACCAAAAGUUGAAGACGUUAGAACGUAUGGUAUUUGUAUAAAGAAAGAUCCAUAUGGUGGAAAGUAUUAG